ACACAUCGUGUGGAGAGACGGCUCUCGUUUUCUUCUUUUAGCAGCGCAAAGCUAAAAGCUCAUCUCUUAGUCAAAUAUCUGGUCUCGCCUCUCGGUAUUAAACAUGGCCGUCGACCAGGAUGCUGAAGCUGCAGAGAACAUUAUCAGUAUCCAACAAAGGAUAAGAGAACCACUGAUACGGAAUAUAGAACAUGGAGAAAACAAAGGCGGCAAAGAGCAAGUAUGGAUGGUUUACUUCAGCACAUUUGUCGCAGUUUGUGGCUCUUUCGAAUUUGGAUCCUGUGCUGGCUAUUCAUCACCUACUCAGUCUGCUAUCAGGGAGGAUCUAGGACUAUCUCUCGCUCAGUACUCUGUGUUUGGCUCCAUAUUAACUUUUGGUGCGAUGAUUGGUGCUAUCACUAGUGGGCCUAUUGCUGAUUUCAUUGGCCGGAAAGGGGCAAUGUGGAUGUCAGCUGCUUUCUGCACUGGUGGAUGGCUUGCCAUUUACUUUGCUGAGGGAGCCUUGUUACUGGACAUUGGAAGACUAUCAACAGGAUAUGGAAUGGGGGUCUUUUCUUAUGUGGUACCUGUUUUCAUAGCUGAAAUGGCACCCAAAGAUCUUCGAGGAGGCCUGACAACAGUCAACCAGCUCAUGAUCUGUAGUGGUGUGUCUGUUGCCUACAUAAUUGGGACAGUUCUAACAUGGCGAGCUCUAGCUCUAACUGGAUUGAUCCCAUGCUUUAUUCUAUUUCUGGGCCUCUUUUUCAUUCCAGAGUCUCCUAGAUGGCUGGCAAAAAUGGGAUACCAGAAAGAGUUUGAUGCUGCUCUGCGAAGGCUCCGUGGCAAGGAUGCUGAUAUUUCUCAUGAAGCAGCAGAAAUCCAAGAUUAUAUAGAGACUCUCCAACAGCUUCCUAAAGCAAAAAUACUAGAUUUGUUUCAGCGAAGAUACUUGCGUUCAGUCAUUGUUGGAGUUGGAUUGAUGGUCUUUCAGCAAUUUGGGGGGAUCAAUGGAAUCUGUUUUUAUGUGAGCCAGAUUUUUGUAUCUGCAGGAUUUCCUUCUGAUGUGGGGACUAUUACCUAUGCUUGUCUUCAGGUUGUGAUAACUGCAUUGGGUGCAUUCUUAAUGGAUAAAGCUGGAAGGAGACCACUAUUAUUGGUUUCUGCAUCAGGGCUGGUUUUGGGCUGCAUAUUAACUGCCAUCUCCUUCUAUCUAAAGGUUCAUGAAUUGUCAAUCAAAUCAGUCCCAGCACUAGCUGUAACUGGCAUACUGGUGUAUAUAGGAUCCUUCUCAGCAGGAAUGGGAGCAACUCCUUGGGUUAUAAUGUCUGAGAUAUUCCCAAUAAAUGUUAAAGGAAUUGCUGGAAGCCUUGCAACACUGGUGAAUUGGUUUGGUGCAUGGGCAAUUUCCUACACUUUCAACUUCCUCAUGAGCUGGAGCUCUUAUGGCACCUUUAUCCUCUAUGCUGCAAUUAAUGGACUAGCAAUCCUGUUCGUGGCCAAAGUAGUACCUGAAACAAAGGGGCGAACACUGGAACAAAUUCAGGCUGCAAUUAAUACCACCUAGAGAAGAUCAAAGAAAAUAAAAGGGGGAAACAAGCAUUUCUGCUGGUAUUUUCCUUUUUUCAUUGUUUCAUUGAUAAGAUGCAGGUUGGAGAGAGCAAGAAGAUUUUAUGCUGCCCCCGGAAAGACCUGAGGGAAUACUUACCAGGAUUUAUUCACCACUUCAUCUGAAAAACAUACAUUGAUUAUAUAAACCAGAACCUGUUUAUGUUUUAACUCAUUUAUAUCUUUCACCAUUUGGACUUUCAAAUUGAGAUACAUUAUGCUCCAAUAGUUUGUGCAUGAAACAUGUGGAUGCAAUGUGAAACUCUGCACUUUGAACUUUUGGAUUA
This is a messenger RNA of Nelumbo nucifera (sacred lotus), 1871 nucleotides long. Its product is annotated as sugar transporter ERD6-like 7. The record is from RefSeq and is a predicted model, not a curated record. Gene Ontology annotation, biological process: carbohydrate transport; transmembrane transport. Gene Ontology annotation, cellular component: membrane. Gene Ontology annotation, molecular function: sugar transmembrane transporter activity. NCBI's taxonomy places the organism in Eukaryota, Viridiplantae, Streptophyta, Magnoliopsida, Proteales, Nelumbonaceae.